UGUAAGUUAUUUCUUAUACACAUUUUGUUCAGUCAUUUUAAACAUUUUUAUUUUGUUUCCACAACUAAACACUUUGACGGUAUAUGAGGGACUUAGCGCCCUCUUGUGGCUACGCAUAUUUUUUUUCCCGCCUUUUCUUUUUKAUCUCCACUCCGUUGCAGUGUUUCUUGUGUGGCUGUCUUGAGUAUUUACAUUUCAGCACGUUGAGGAAAAGCAGCGUCAACUCACCCAGAUACUCAAGGAUCUAUGCAAAGCAGCUGUUUUGUAAUCUUUUGCUUCAUUUUUUAUUUUUUUUUUGCCUAAUGUCGUUUAGUUUUGUUACAUUUAUGGAGGGUUUUGAAGUCGUUUCAACUGCCAAACAGAUUCAUUAUUGCUUCACAACAUUGAACUGUCAGUUAGAGAGACAUUGUAUCUAGUAUUUGCCUGGUUGUGUUCCAUUUUAACUUUUGUCUUUUUACCCUGAAACUGGGUUAAAGCUCAGUUAUAGACCCAGCAGUCAGGUUAAAUGUACUGUUGGGCCAAAAGCAAAGUCUAAAAGCGAGAAAAGGCCAAGAAACCUGCAUUUGUGCUUCUCUAGAAAGCAUUUUGGUCUAAUGAGGACCAUUUUAACCUGGCUUAAUGCGAACCAAAACAAAACAGACACACGCUUCAGAUUCCCACUUUGAAAUCUAUGUCCAGGUAUUACAAAGAGGACAAAGUGUGCUGAAUCUUUAGAGCUACUGGAUCCUGGAGUCUAUUUGCUCCACUUCAAAGAGAAAAAGAGGAUAAAAUCGACCACUUUCCUUACACAAAUAAAAUGAAAAUGAGAGUCAAUGUGUCCAGCRAUAGCAUUCCAUUUACUCUGGGGAGAGAGCGGAGUUGGGAGGAGUUAGAAGGUACCACGGCUCUGCUGCUCUCCUCCUCGGAUCACAACACAUCGGGGAGAGAGUCAGAAAGAAGUGAUGAAAGAAGACGAGAGAGACCAGCUGUUGCCUCCUUCCCGAUCUCAAUAAGGCAUCAAACCUGCGGCAGUUUUACAUCUGGACAAUGAAACYGGCAGGACCAAGGUUUUCUGGCAGUGAGGAAGAACUGAAAUGAGACACAGAGACUGAAGCCUUGAAUAAAGAAAACAAGUCACGGCGGUGGGCCCUGAUUGGUCCUGCAGGAGUGAGUACCUGCCGGUGGUCGACAUGUCUGUGUGGAUGAUCCUUCCUGUCAGCCUACCAGUCUUCACCAUUACAGGAAUAUGGGUCGUAUAUGCAAUGGCCCUCUACAACCAGCAUGUCUGCCCUGUGCACAACUGGUGGAAAAGCGCCUUGCUGUCAUCUCAUGCUUCUGCCUUUUUCUGCUGCAGUAAAUGUGGAACUCUGCCACCUGAAAGCUGUUUCUUCAGCCUCAUUUGCAGCACAGGAGCCUUCAUGGUGAUGCUCGUCUCUCUGCUGCGUUACGCUCACGUGAUUGAGAAGCACCAGAACUGUGUUCUGAACAUGGCCAGCCUUUCCACCGGGUGGAUGUGUGCUGCUGGUCUCACCAUGGUGGGAAACUUCCAGGUGGAUUUUGCCAAAGUCCUUCAUUAUGUAGGCGCUGGAGUGGCGUUCCCAUCCAGCAUGCUGUUUGUGAGCUUCCAAACGGCUCUAACCUACAGAUUGGCCAAAACCCAGGAGGAGUAUUGGAUGGGUCACAUACGGGCGGGGAUGUCUGUGCUUGCACUGAUCGCCCUGGUGCUCAGUGGAGUUUUUUUCUGCCAGGAGAGCUUCUCCCUGCAGCACACCUCCGCCAUCUUCGAGUGGAUCUACUGCAUGGUCAUCAUGUUCUUCUACGGGACGUUUGCCUUUGAGUUUGGAGGGGUGUCAGCCGACACACUGAUCGUUCUCUCCAAAGGAGGGGGACUUCCCAGCUUCUCCCUCACUGGGCACAAGCCGGAGAUUAGUGGCGGGCCUGGCCACCACCAGGCAGAGAACCUGUCGAUCCUUUAACGGAACAGCACUGGGGAUCACUGUGUGAAACAUGGAGGGAGACCCUUAUUGCUACGCUCAUGUUGCACAUUCAGUAGCCUCAGCACCGAAGACACUCGUAGACUUGUAGUCUGCUACGCUGCGUAACAUUGCACAAUAUCACAAGUGCCCUCCUGAAGACAAGAGGCCAGUUACGAUCUAUACGUGUGGACACAGUUCUCGCUGUUUGUUUUGUUUUUGUCCUUAUGUAACGAUCACCCUCUGAAUCCUCAGCUGGAGCUGCCUUUCAUCUGAACAAAUAUCUUCAAAAAGUGCCUCAGAUGUCUCUCAGAGUUGAAAUGUUCAGACACGGAGCCUGGGUAUUGUUUUCUGUCAGGAAGUUCUGUUACAUCACCACCGCUCCGCCUUUCUGUCGGCGCUAAGGUGAGGUUUUCCAAAAGCUUCGGACAAUGGGUGGACGUAACUGGGUGCCAAGAAUAAUUUUCUUUCAUCUGAAGUGGGUUUUCCAUCCAAAUCUUCUGAUACGAGUAUUUGUCUUUACUCCGAACAGCUCGUGUGAUUUGUUUCUCAGAUUAUAAUAUGCAAGCCAUAAUGCAGCACAAUGUUGAGGUAGAUGCCUCGUUUUUGCAUAUAAGCUCAGCUCUGUUGUAUAUUUGAUCUCAUCAGAUAUGAGAUCAUAUCUCAUAUGAUCUCAUAUUGAGAAAUUGAGAAAUUUCUCAAUUGAGAAAUUGUAUUUCUCAAUUGAGAAAUACAAUUGAGAAUUGUAUUUCUCAAUUGUAUUUUGAGAAAUACAAUUCUGUAUUUCUCAAAAUACAGAAUUGUAUUUUGAGAAAUACAAUUCUGUAGAGAGCAUACAGACUAGAAAAAAAUAAAGCAAAAUGAAAAACGGGCGCUUGAUUUUUCAAUGUGCGAAAUAAAAAGUGACCAGACUGUUGCAUGGAUGAUAAAUCAAUUUCAGCUUGCCAUAGAUCAACUAAAUAAUACAGCAGACACAUGAAAGAAGGGGCUCUGGUCAGAUGAGAAGAACAGAUCUGUGAGCUCCAUCUCAUUUUUGCAUUUGCAAGUUAGAUUUCUUCGCUGCAAGGUGUGUCGAAUCUUAAUUUUACUCAAAUAAAUUGUUUGGCUAUCA
Molecule: messenger RNA, 3063 nt
Organism: Poecilia reticulata (guppy)
Lineage: Eukaryota; Metazoa; Chordata; Actinopteri; Cyprinodontiformes; Poeciliidae
Source: RefSeq, a predicted model, not a curated record